CUCCCCCCACCCCAAUCGUGGGCAGAGCUUCUCCGACGGGGCCGGAGAUCAGGGGUCCCACUGCUGAGCCCUUCCAGACGCUCAUUUCCCAAAGGUAUUCCCACUGUGCGGAUCUAAUCCAGGAGGAGAAAGGGAUUUCCCUCCUGCAGACUGGGCUCUCUAUCCCCUCCUCCCCGCUCCGUGCCCUCGCCGGGGGGGCGGGCGGUUCCCGGGGGCGCUAGGCUCCCGGGGAUCUCCCUCCCAAGGUCCUCCCCUCUUCUUUUCCUUAUUCCCUCCCUUCCUCCCUCCCUCCCUCUCUCUUUCCCUUCUUCCCUUGUCUACACCGCUCGUGGUGAAUCGAGGUUCCCACAGCUUCUGGCGUUCGUGGACCUAGCCCCACAGCUGGCAACAGCUGCCACAGCAUCCCAAACCUGGUGAACCACCAGUACCUGGACCCCCACCCUACCUUACACAGAUUUGUGCCCCCAACCCCACCCCCACCCCCGGUAGCCUUUGGCUUCCAGACGCACAGCCGUCAGGUCCGUUUGGAACAAAAUAUAAAUCAACCGGUCCCCACAAGCACCGCGGAAGCUCGGGAGUGGUGGGCGAUGUCGGUAGCGCUGGCUGACCUAGGGAGAAUGGUUCUUUCGGUCUUGCAGAGGCCGCCAGCGGGGACUUAAGUGGCUGCCCAGUUCUUCCUCCCAUCCAGCUUUGGUGGCUUCUCUUCUACAGGCCCCUAUCUUUUACUCACUUUUUAGCCUUUGUUCUUGGUAGCAGAGGGCACGGCUGCCCGCCGCGUGCCCACCGCUUUGUACACAGGUUUUAUAGCCAGUUCUCACUUCCUCACCUUUGCUGGGGGGUCCCGGUGCAGCCAGGACCCCCCGGGCAGGUGUUUAGGGACCCGGGCCCGGAGCCGCCUUCUGAUUUGGGACCGCACCUCAGCGUACACACAGUCCAGAGCCGGGCCGGACUCCAGGCGAACCUGGCCAAGCGCCUUGCUCAGCCUAACCCGGACAGCGGAGUCCCACGGCUCCAAGACUUCGGGGCCAGCGUGGGGGACUCCUUGGGGAGUAACCCGAGUUCGGAGUGACCUCGGCUGGCAGAGAGAACCACCGUUCCCUCAUUUUCUGAAACGGCUCCCCGGGAAGUUUAACACUCGGGAAUACCUUCGUUUUGUCUCCACCAACUAACAGCUCCUUCGUGGUUCCCCCAAUUGCCCACGGAUCCAAACUGAAUUAGUCGGCUGCUGGGCGCCCCGUUUUCUCUCCCGCAGCCAACACAGAACUUUCUCAUCACUGCCUCCCCUUUGCCCAAUCGAGGCACUUUCGGGGUCCUGACUGACCUGCCUUGGAUUAGAAGGAAAGGAGGUCAGCCCUCCUUCCUCUCCGGCCCCAGGAGCCCCCAAGGGCUGGAGCGAGGGCCCCGACGGCUGAGCCGCGAUGGCCGCGGCUAUUGCCAGCUCGUUGAUCCGCCAAAAGCGUCAGGCUAGGGAAUCUAACAGCGAUCGGGUUUCGGCCUCCAAGCGCCGCUCCAGCCCCAGCAAGGAUGGGCGCUCCCUGUGCGAGAGGCAUGUCCUCGGGGUAUUCAGCAAGGUGCGUUUCUGCAGUGGCCGGAAGAGGCCCGUGAGGCGGAGACCAGAACCCCAGCUGAAAGGAAUUGUGACCAGGUUAUUCAGCCAGCAGGGAUAUUUCCUGCAGAUGCACCCAGAUGGAACCAUCGAUGGUACCAAGGAUGAGAACAGUGACUACACCCUUUUCAACCUGAUCCCUGUGGGCCUCCGGGUUGUGGCAAUCCAGGGAGUGAAAGCUAGCCUCUAUGUCGCAAUGAAUGGAGAAGGUUAUCUCUACAGCUCCGAUGUUUUCACACCGGAGUGCAAAUUUAAGGAAUCUGUCUUUGAAAAUUACUACGUCAUUUAUUCUUCUACACUUUACCGACAGCAGGAAUCAGGGCGAGCUUGGUUUCUGGGACUCAAUAAAGAAGGUCAAAUUAUGAAAGGAAACAGAGUGAAAAAAACCAAACCCUCAUCACACUUUGUCCCUAAACCCAUUGAAGUGUGCAUGUACAGAGAGCCAUCACUGCAUGAAAUUGGAGAAAAGCAAGGACGUUCCAGGAAAAGUUCCGGGACACCAACGAUGAAUGGAGGGAAAGUGGUGAAUCAGGAUUCCACAUAGCUGAGAACGCUUCCCUUCUGUGCACAUUUCUUCCCUUUCUCCCUCCCCCCUCCCUGGCAACCCAUCCCUUCCCAGUACCCAUGGAGACAACAAUACCCCGACCAGGCAGGACCUUUGGGCUAAGAUUUGGUAUGCAAAAUCUAUGUUUGGGGAAGAUGAUCAAAUUCAACCUCAAUCUUGCCGGUUGCAAUGUUGUAUACACAUACAAGUGCACACACACACACACACACACACAAUGUGAAGAAAAAUGGUAAAUAAAUCUAGUCUCCACUAUCAUUUUUAAGCAAACCCUUCACUCUAUUAUGGGAGAGGGGAAAGGUAGCACCCUGCAUAAUUUUCAUAAAGAUGCUACCAUUAAAAGCUAGGACUUGGAAGAAAAGAACCUCACCCCUGAGGUUCUCCACCACCACCACUACCCCAGACUGCUUGAAUUGCUACAACAAGCCCUAAAGUGGGGGAAGGGCUGCUUUUGUGUUUUUGUUGUACUCUUUGUGGCUGUCUCUGUAAUUCCCUAUCUUUUUUUAAGAAGCCUGAAAAUGUG
Messenger RNA from Phascolarctos cinereus (koala), 2691 nucleotides. RefSeq names its product fibroblast growth factor 12 (gene FGF12). The record is from RefSeq and is a predicted model, not a curated record. NCBI's taxonomy places the organism in Eukaryota, Metazoa, Chordata, Mammalia, Diprotodontia, Phascolarctidae. Gene Ontology annotation, molecular function: growth factor activity.